Rotaria sp. Silwood2 is the source of this 876-nucleotide messenger RNA. Lineage: Eukaryota; Metazoa; Rotifera; Eurotatoria; Philodinida; Philodinidae. The record is from the annotation of a GenBank genome assembly.
AUGAUUAAAUAUGAUUCGAAUCGACAUUAUGUACAUUUAAAUAAUUGUUUUCAAUUAUCAUUAACACUUCAACGUGAACAAAAUAUGAUUUUAAUGUUAUAUCAUUUAAGAUUACGUAUUAAAAAACAUUUAUCAUAUAAAUUUCGUCUUGAAUUUUUUGUUCGUGCUAAUUUCUCAACACGUUUACUUAAAAUGAGUGAUAUAGUUGAUCCAAUUGAUGAAUAUAUAUUUGAUCCAUUUACAAGUAAAGAAUUAAGUGAUUGUACACAACAAUAUAAUUCUAGUCCAUGUUUGGUUUUUUUUGCACGUAUUGUACUUUAUGGACAAGAAAGUAAUUCAAAAUUAUGUUUAAAUAUAUUAGAUGAAAAUUUAUUUUUAAAUAAUUCUAAAACAAAUACAUCAUUAACAAACGAAUUAUUUCACACAGGAAAAUUUUCUGAUAUUAAAAUUAAAGUUGGUACUAAAGAAUUUAAUGUUCAUCGUUGUAUACUUGCAAUAUCAAGUGAAGUAUUUGAACGUAUGUUUUUAUCUGAUAUGAUUGAAACACGUUCAAAUAUUAUUGAAAUAAAUGAUAUAUCAGAUGAUAUAUGUGAAGAAAUGCUUCGUUUUAUUUAUUGUAAUGAAAUAAAACAUUUAGAUAUAAAUGCAUUAGAUCUUUUAUAUGCAGCCGACAAAUAUGCUAUUGAAAAUUUAAAAAUAUUAUGUAUACAAUCAUUAAUCAAUACAUUUACAUUUGAAACAGCAGCUGAAAUGCUCAUUAGAGCAAAUAUUUAUAAUUCAAAAUUGCUCAAAGACAAUUUACUUGUAUUUAUCAAAACAUAUAGUAGAGAAGUAUUUGCAACAGAACAAUGGAAACAAUUAGAACGAACACAGUAA